AUGCAGGAAUCUUCAGCGUACUAUAACCUCGGCUCGCAUCGGCGUGCCGUGACCACAUCCUCUCCAGAAGCUCAGCUCUGGUUUAACCGCGGAUUUCUCUGGGCCUAUUCUUUCAACCAUGAUGAGGCGGCGCGGUGCUUCGAGCGGGCCACUGAGCACGAUCCAAAUUGUGCCAUGGCAUUCUGGGGGAUCGCCUAUGCCGUCGGCCCGAACUAUAACAAGGCGUGGCACUUCUUUGACAUGGCAGACCGUCAGCAUACGGUGAAAAAAGCGAACGAAGCGUUGACACGGGCCACUGAGCUGGCGGACAACGCCACCCCCGUGGAAAGGGAUUUGAUCAAAGCACUCACUGCCCGAUUCCCACCCUCAGACAAUAUCCCGUCCGACAUGGGACCGUUGAACCAUGCCUAUGCAGACGCGAUGCGACCUGUAUACCACGCCUACAGCAAUGACGUGGAUGUGGCCGCGUUAUUUGGUGAUGCACUCAUGUGCAUUAGCCCUCGGGGGCUAUGGGAUUUGGAUACUGGCAAGCCCACCGGCGACCACACAGUGGAGGCUCAGAAAGUGAUCGAAUCAGCAAUGGCACGGGACGACGAAGGUCGGGAUCAUCCGGCCCAUUGCCAUCUCUAUAUUCAUUUGAUGGAAAUGUCACCAAUGCCGGAGCGAGCAUUACCGGCCUCCGACCGAUUACGUCGCCUGGUGCCAGAUGCUGCGCAUAUGUUACACAUGCCCACGCAUAUCGAUAUGGCGGUUGGUGACUAUCGCCGUGCGGUCGACUCCAACGAGGAAGCCAUAAUCGCCGAUGAUAAGUAUUUCAACCGCGACCGUGGAUCAGCCCUGUACGUAGCGUAUCGGGUGCAUAACAUUUGCGCCAAGUUGUAUGCGGCCUUCAUAUCAGGUCGGUUCCAAGAAUCGCUCUCGGCUGCGAAGAAGCUCGAACAGAUUAUUGAUAUCAACGUGUUGACCAGCACCAGUCCCCCGAUGGCGGACUGGACUGAGAGCUUUCUAGGAAACCUGGCCCAUGUGUAUGUGCGCUUUGGUCGUUGGGAGGAUAUCCUAAACCUCGAGCUUCCCGCUGACAGCGCCGUGUACUGCGCAACAACGGCCAAUAUACUUUACGCGCGCGGUGUCGCCUUCAGCGCCCUCGGUCGCAUCGCAGAAGCAGAGGCUGCCCAGAAACAGUUUGAGGCGGCCCGCGCGACUGUCCCUCCUUCCCGUCUGAACAGCAUCCCGGUUAAAGAGGUCGACGUUCUCAAGGUCGGCUCAGAAAUGCUUAGCGGCGAGCUGGAAUAUCGCAGGGGUAACUACGAGGUCGCGUUUGCCCACCUUCGGAAAGCGAUUGAGCUGGAAGAUGCUCUCCCUUACUCGGACCCGCCGCCAUGGAUGCAGCCUGUGCGGCAUGCCUUGGGUGGGCUGCUGCUGGAACAAAACCGUAUCGAAGAAGCAGAGCAGGUAUUCCGAGAGGACCUUGGGCUUGCGAAAGAUUUCCCUCGUCGCAAGGCCCGAAUGAAUAAUGUCUGGGGCUUACAUGGGCUCCAUGAGUGUCUGUUGCGCUUGGGCAAGCUCGAAGAAGCUCUCAGCAUUCAGGUCCAGCGCGAUAUCGCCGUCGGUUCCGCCGACGUUCCGAUUACCACCUCAUGCUUCUGUCGUGUAUCGGCAGUCGGAAAAGGGGAGACAUGCUGUUCUUCUCAUAUUUGA
Aspergillus pseudotamarii is the source of this 1698-nucleotide messenger RNA. RefSeq lists its product as uncharacterized. Bases 1 to 1698 code for a protein of 565 amino acids. NCBI's taxonomy places the organism in Eukaryota, Fungi, Ascomycota, Eurotiomycetes, Eurotiales, Aspergillaceae. Gene Ontology annotation, molecular function: protein binding. Gene Ontology annotation, cellular component: intracellular anatomical structure. The record is from RefSeq and is a predicted model, not a curated record. The transcript has 2 exons.